This is a messenger RNA of Penicillium oxalicum, 846 nucleotides long. RefSeq lists its product as uncharacterized. Lineage: Eukaryota; Fungi; Ascomycota; Eurotiomycetes; Eurotiales; Aspergillaceae. The transcript is spliced from 2 exons. The record is from RefSeq and is a predicted model, not a curated record. Bases 1 to 846 code for a protein of 281 amino acids.
AUGGAGAACAUGGAGGAUACCGAUGUGGUUGACAUCUUCACCUAUUGGUCACUCAUCUCAGACACAUUCCUUCUUGGUCUCUCCCUGCCACCCUCGUCACUGCUCACCUUGUUCAUCCUCCUUCCUGCACACCGCCACAUUCCUGGGAUCCUAGUGUGCCCGUCAUCCAUGGUUCUCCGUUGCGCCUAUCCAGAGGUCCAACACGGGGAUGAACGGGAAAAGGAAAGGCAGAGGUGGUGGGUCGCAGGACUCGAAUGCGUUGCCCUCAUCUUGGCUUGCGAUCAUCCCGCCAGGCCCACCGGUGAGCGGGAGACGGCAGUAGGGCGGCGAUUUGAUUGCGGAUUCGCCGUGCAGGGCGUACAUCCGUCGCUGGAGGCUGCGUGGUCACGGACCAUCUGUGCGCGCGGGUUUGGAGAACCCGAGCAAAGUCAAAAUGGGGAGGCUACAAGAGAUCAAAGGGCUGCACGGAAACGGCCCAAGCUCUUGUCGAUCAUCGCGGCCAAUGAUCGCCACCGUGAGGUCGACACACCCUCGCGAGCAGCAUCUGCACAACAUUGCAGAACAGACAUGCGCACUGACAGCCAUGAGGAGGCGUUGAUGUUGGCUUUUCUUGCUUUUUUAAUUUUCUUUUCGAUUCUGAUUUUGAUUUCCAUCUUCAUCUUCGCCUCUCUUACUUUCUUUUCGGUGGUUGUUACUUUCCUCUUCCGUGUAUCUGGGGCUAUACCUAGAUUCCGCAAGAUUUCCAUACCAUCCUCAGAGCUCUCUCUUCCAGGCGGGAUGAUGGAUAUGCUCCGACUGGAGAAAACUUACCAAGUCCAUAGUCUGUACCCCCAGGCCGUACUGUAA